GUCCUCGGGAUUAUGACAAACAGAUACAGAAGGAACAAAGGUCACCAGCUCAGUUGGAUGGAAUGUAGGUAACUAUAUAUCCAUUGUAUCACCCCGGGUCUUCUCGUGGUUCUGCAUCAUUCCUCGGGUCUUCAAAGGCGCCAUCAUCGCAUUCUUUGCUUAUCACCGUCAAUGUACCACCACUAGACAUACACCCUUAUCAAACUAUCAGUAAAUAGUGGUAUCAGCUAUCAGCUACAUUAACCAUCGCCGUGUCAUAUAUCCCUGUCGAAUACAGCAGACGUGGUUUCAAAUAACCCAUACACGAGCCAAAUCAAAUCGAACUCAUUGUAAAUAUGAUUGCUGCCGAUCUCCCUGACUCGAUUGCUUCUUUGCCACAGGGCGACUCUCCUGAAAUUGUCCUGGUCCCUGCAACGCCCGAAGAACGGAUUAAAUCCCUCGAAUUGAACAGCAUCGUGUGGAAAGGGCUCCUGGAUAUCGAAACAUAUAUUGCCCGAGAGAACCAUCUUCACCAGCAACGAUUGACCCGUGAUGGCUUGACCUGCUGGAUUCUCGUCGAUCGCAGGCAGCCAGUAGGAGACCGGACAAUCCUUAGCUCCUGUGAAACGUACAAGAAAAAGGCACUCCUAGCGUUCAACGGCAAGGUGGAAGAAGUGUCCACUCAUGGAGUGGGGAGCGUUUAUUGCCGGCCUGAGUUCCGAGGGAAAGGGUAUGCGAAAAGAAUGGUGGCAGAUUUGAGCAUGAAGCUUGAUACUUGGCAAAUGGAAGACGAGCCCAGGCACAGAUCACUUUUCACGGUCCUGUAUUCGGACAUUGGCAAAUCGUUUUACGCCAAAUAUGGCUGGAAACCCUUCCUAUCCUCGCAUAUUUCCCUUCCCCCUAUCUCCAAGGAGGAGUAUGGGCGGGAUAUCCCCGGAGCCAACCUACCAAAGGCGAAAACUCUGGUUGCCAAUGAUGUUCAAGCCUCAAUGUGCAGUGAUCGGAUUCUGCAAAAAGAACGUGAACUUUUACGAGUCGCCUCUGAGAAGUCUCCCAGUGCCAAGGUUGCCAUAUCCCCUAAUUUCGACCAUUUCGUAUGGCAUUGGGCACGAGAGGAAUUUUUGGCAGAAAGAAUGCAUCCCGACAGAGAACCACCAACAAUCAAGGGUGCUGGCGACGACAAGUCCCGGGUAUACUGUGCCUGGAACAGAAACUUCGGCGAAACACCACAAGAGAAUACUCUUUACAUCUUGCGGUGGGUGUAUGACGAGCCAACCACACCAGAAGAGACAGAGGCCACAUCGAAAGCCAUAGCUGCAGUAUUGCGGCGGGCCCAACUUGAAGCACACGAAUGGAACAUGGCAAAGGUCGAGUUUUGGAACCCAACUCCAUUGGUGCAAAAGGCGGUUCAUCUUCUGGAUCCUACCACCAAGCUGGUGCACCGGGAAAAUGAUAGCAUUGCCAGUCUGAAAUGGACAGGUGACGCGCAAGGUUUUGGUAAAGACGUUGAAUGGUGGUGGAACGAGAAGUAUGCCUGGUGCUGAAACAACCGAGCAUUGCGUUUCAUUCCAUCAUUCUGCAUUUUUGUGGGUAGACUCAUGAGUCUGUUGCUAAUUUGGCACUGGAGGUGCUCAACAUAGAUCGUGAAAGACUGCGGAACCGAAACUCUUUUGAGAUUGUGAAGUAUAAUGUAUAAUGUUUGGCGCAACCUUUCGGCUGCCGUGUAUUUCAGCGUCGUUUUUGGUUUUUGAAUAGCUCAUGCCAAUUCCUUGUCUUUUUGGCCGCUGUGGCAGCGCUGGAAUCUGCCGAGAGGUUCUUCUUAACCUUUUCCCGAUCGACUUCGUUGACGAAGCAAAUUGAUACAGGAUCGGGAUGUUGAUAUGAGUUUUCC
Aspergillus wentii DTO 134E9 is the source of this 1870-nucleotide messenger RNA. RefSeq lists its product as uncharacterized. Lineage: Eukaryota; Fungi; Ascomycota; Eurotiomycetes; Eurotiales; Aspergillaceae. The transcript has a single exon. The record is from RefSeq and is a predicted model, not a curated record. Bases 336 to 1523 code for a protein of 395 amino acids. Gene Ontology annotation, molecular function: acyltransferase activity, transferring groups other than amino-acyl groups.